UUACAUUCAUUUCAAUCGCCCGCACUAGCCAAGUAGCCAAGCAUCGCCGAGACAUAUUAAGAGCCGUCCAUUACUUGAUCAUUGCCUCCUCGACGCUGAUAAGAUCACAGGUUGGACGUUGGAUGGGGAGGAGAUGAGGUUCUUCUAAUGUCGGAUCGAUGGUCGUGAGAUUAGAUUCGUGCAGGGGGUUGAUGAUGAUUUAGAAGGUGAGGGAAGAAGGAAAGCGAUGCCUUCGCCCACGCAAAUCUUGGAAGACCCCAUCAAUUCGCUGAUCCAACGAUGCCCGGACAUGCGAACCCUCCGCCAAAUCCACGCCCACUUCCUCAAAUCCCCCCUCGGUUCAUCCGCGUACGCCCUCUCCAAGAUCCUCGCCUUCUCCGCCCUGUCCGCCUCCGGCGACAUCGCCUAUGCCCGCCGGAUGUUCGCUCAAAUUCCCAACCCAAAUGUGUUCUCUUGGAACUCCAUUAUCCGGGGAUGCUCUCUCGUCCCGGAACAGUCCAAAGAGCCGAUUUCCCUCUAUAAGCGGAUGCUUCGAAGCGGCUUCGCGCACCCGAAUAGCUUCACCGUCGCAUUUGUUCUGAAAGCGUGCUCCAUUGUCUCAGCAUUCUCGGAAGGCCUCCAGGUUCACUGCCAUGCACUGAGGUACGGCCUCUUCUCGAGUCCGUUUGUCCAGACCGGGCUCCUGAACUUCUACGCGAAGUGCGAAAAGAUUGCCUGCGCGCGAUGCGUGUUCGACGAAAUUUCUGACAAGAAUUUGGUCGCAUGGAGUGCGAUGAUCGGCGGGUACGCGAGAAUCGGGUUGGUGAAUGAGGCGUUGGUACUGUUUAGGGAGAUGCAGGAAGUGGGAAUUGCUCCUGAUGAGGUUACAAUGGUCAGUGUCAUCUCAGCUUGCGCCAAGGCGGGCGCUUUGGAUUUGGGGAGGUGGGUUCACGCAUUCAUCGACAGGAAGGGAAUCGAGCUCGAUCUUGAGCUCAGCACCGCGUUGAUCGACAUGUAUGCGAAAUGUGGGGCGAUAGACAAGGCACGGGAAGUGUUCGACGGCAUGGAUGUCAGGGAUACAAUGGCUUGGAGUUCGAUGAUUGUUGGGCUAGCAAUUCAUGGCCAUGUGAAGGAUGCUCUGGAACUUUUCUCGGCGAUGUUGGAUUCCCAGGUGAAGCCGAACCAUGUGACCUUCAUCGGCGUUCUAUCAGCGUGUGCUCACAGCGGAUUAGUAAGCGAUGGCCGUCGGUAUUGGUCCUCCAUGCAGGAGCUGGGCGUUGCACCAUUGAUGGAGCAUUAUGGGUGCAUGGUUGAUCUACUGUGCAGAGCUGGCCGAUUGGAAGAAGCUUACACCUUCGUAAAUGGCAUGCCUAUCAUGCCGAAUUCUGUAAUUUGGAGAACGCUGCUGGUGGGAUGUAAAAAUAGCAGGACUUUUGACGAAGCAGAGACCGCAGCAGAGCAACUUCUUCAGCUGGAGCCACUGAAUGCAGAGAACUACGUGCUUCUCUCAAACUUGUACGCUUCCAGAUGCCAGUGGGAUAAAGUGAGCCGCAUGAGGAAGAAGAUGAAGGAUCAUGGCGUGAAGGUCGUCCCAGGAUGUAGUUCUACUGAGAUCGAUGGUUUCGUCCACGAGUUCACGGUGGGUGACGAUACUCAUCCCGAGAUCAGGGAGAUCAGGGAGAUGCUGAGGGACAUCGCAGAGCGGGUUCGGCGAGCAGGUCAUGAGCCGUGGACCUCUGCGGUCCUUCAUGAUGUGGUCGAAGAGGAGAAGGAGAGCGCGCUCUGCGAGCACAGCGAGAGGUUGGCGAUUGCCUACGGCAUGCUGAAGACGGAGGCGCCGGUUGUGGUCCGGGUGGUGAAGAACCUGAGAGUGUGUGGGGAUUGCCAUGAGGUGACAAAGAUCAUAAGCAAGAUAUAUGACAGAGAGAUCAUCGUGAGGGAUCGCGUCCGCUUCCAUCGAUUUGUGAAUGGAAGUUGUUCCUGCAGUGACUUCUGGUGAUGCUCGAUCUGCAUCCUUUUCUUCAAUUCUCUGGAGUUGGCCAACCAACACCAUGCAAAUCAUAUGCGGUAAUCAUACUCAGCACAAUCUAAAUUUCAUAGGACUUAUUUGUGACGCCUAAGGAGCCAUUAAAAGUUAUAACAAUUCAAAAGAAGCAUUCCUAUUUUUUCAUACAUAAUGUGUAAAGAAAGGACACUAUUUUUUAGCUAAA
This is a messenger RNA of Musa acuminata subsp. malaccensis (wild Malaysian banana), 2189 nucleotides long. Its product is annotated as pentatricopeptide repeat-containing protein At1g59720, chloroplastic/mitochondrial-like. Gene Ontology annotation, cellular component: intracellular membrane-bounded organelle. Gene Ontology annotation, molecular function: zinc ion binding; RNA binding; protein binding. Gene Ontology annotation, biological process: RNA modification. The record is from RefSeq and is a predicted model, not a curated record. Lineage: Eukaryota; Viridiplantae; Streptophyta; Magnoliopsida; Zingiberales; Musaceae.